Molecule: messenger RNA, 345 nt
Organism: Eruca vesicaria subsp. sativa (arugula)
Lineage: Eukaryota; Viridiplantae; Streptophyta; Magnoliopsida; Brassicales; Brassicaceae
Source: the annotation of a GenBank genome assembly
AUGUCACCGUUUUCCACGCUCAUUGUUAUCCUUCUAUCUUGCAUCAUGAUUCAUCACCUUCCACUGGCAAGCUCCAAACAAUGGUGCGUGGCCUCUCCGACAUCGAAAGAGAAGCAGCUAGAAGAAAAUCUCGGGUUUGCAUGCGCCAAUGGAGUUGAUUGCAGACCAAUCCUAGAAGGUGGAGCCUGUUACAACCCCGCUACUCCAUUAAGCCAUGCGUCUUAUGUGAUGAACGCGUAUUACGCAAACCAUGAGCGCACUGACUACGCUUGCAAGUUCCCUUUCCCAAACAGUUCCAUGUUGACUACUACAAAUCCUAGUUAUGGUAGUUGCGUCUAUGCAUAA